AUGAAAGCAGCCCUUGCCACGGGCAAGGACCAGUCGAUCUCAGUGCUCCCUGCUCUGGCUGAGGAUGCUCUGGGCUGGCAGGAUGAGGCUGGUGACCUUGGGGAUCUUGCUCAUGCUUGUCCAUGCAUCAGCAGCCUGUGAGUUUGGGUCCUUCUCUUACAGCCUGACGGGGAUUGUCUGCAGGAUGACCAAGCCUGCGGCGCUGCUGCUGAACCAGGAGACGGCGCAGGUCAUCCAAGCAGCGUUCAGGAAUGCCCAGUUCCCAAAUAUCACGGGGGAAAGGUCCAUGCGGCUGCUGGGCAAGGUGUCUUACGGGCUGACCAACAUCCAGGUCAAUGACUUGUCCAUCGAGCAGAGCGAGGUGGAGCUGAGGGAGGACGAUGCCAUCCACAUCAGCAUUAGGAAUGUGACAGCCACCUUCAAAGGGACCCUGACCUACGGCUACGCCGGGGCAUGGCUCUUGAAGCUUUUUCAUUCAGUUGAUUUUGAAAUCCACUCUUCCAUUGACCUCCAGAUAAACACUGAACUGAUGUGCCAGAAGGACAAAGUGACCCCUGAUGCCUCAGACUGCUACCUGACUUUCCACAAACUGACACUCCACCUCCAAGGAGACAAGGAGCCAGGCUGGCUGAAGCAGCUCUUCACCGACUUCAUCUCCUUCACUUUGAAGCUUGUUCUCAAGAGUGAGGUGUGCAAAGAAAUCAAUUCUCUUGCCCAGAUGCUGGCAAAUUUUAUACAAGAUUUAGCAGAAAAUUUUGUCCAGGAUGGGGAUAUCAAAGUUGACCUAUCCCUUGCAUCAGCUCCUUUAAUAAAAGCAAAUUAUCUAGAAUCACAUCACAAGGGCCUUGUUGUGUACAAGAACUACUCUGAUGUCUUCAGUGACUCUAUUUACUCCCCGCCUCUGCUGACUGAGUCCAGGAUGCUCUACUUCUGGCUGUCUGAGCAUGUCCUCAGCUCUCUGGCUUCAGCAGCUUUCUUAGAUCAGCGCCUGCUGUUGACCAUCAGAGGGGAGGAGUUGCAGGCGCUGUUCGAAACAGAAGACACGGCAGAGCAGCAGAAGGCAGUGCAGAUGAUUUUUCAAGGCACCUCCUAUAACAACUCAGUGGCCAAGGUGUGGAGUCUUGCCCAGCCCCAGAUCUCUGUUCAGCCUGAAGGGACAAUCGUGAAGUCCUUGGUAGCCAUGGAGGUCAGCAUCUUUCCCCCAGGAGAAGAGCCCCUGGUGGUUCUGUACAUGGAGAAGGAAACCACAGUGACCAUCCAAGCUGCCUAUGCAGAGAAGAAACUCAUCUUGCACCUUUUAGAUUCCAGGAUAGAGUCUAAAGCCUUUCAAUGCACGGCUGAUCCAAGUGGGAAUGACCCAUCCAUAAGAAACUUCCUGAAGACAAUGAUCUCAGUUGUUGGGAUCCCAGAAGUGAUUUCAAGGAUUGAACUAGCUUUGACUUCGCUGAUGAACAGCAAAGGGCUCCACCUAUUUGAUAUCAAAAAUCCUGAGAUCAUCACAAGAAAGGGCUACGUAAUCGUACAGCUCGACUUCAGCUUCCCCAACCAUUUGCUGCUUGAUUUUCUCGAGAAAAGAUUAUAGAGCUGAUCUCUUCAUAAAGGAGCACAGGAACUUGCAUACAGACUGAACGAUUGUAUGUGAACCCAUUAAAGAUGAGCUGAUUUCAA
Molecule: messenger RNA, 1668 nt
Organism: Apus apus (common swift)
Lineage: Eukaryota; Metazoa; Chordata; Aves; Apodiformes; Apodidae
Gene: CETP
Product: cholesteryl ester transfer protein
Exons: 16
Coding region: 65-1582 (505 amino acids)
Biological process (GO): cholesterol metabolic process; reverse cholesterol transport; cholesterol homeostasis
Cellular component (GO): high-density lipoprotein particle
Molecular function (GO): cholesterol binding; triglyceride binding; cholesterol transfer activity
Source: RefSeq, a predicted model, not a curated record